Molecule: messenger RNA, 2137 nt
Organism: Drosophila suzukii
Lineage: Eukaryota; Metazoa; Arthropoda; Insecta; Diptera; Drosophilidae
Source: RefSeq, a predicted model, not a curated record
AGUAUAUUUCUUCAGCUCGUUUAUUAUUGUUUACAAAACGCAAUUCCCGUCAAAAUAAAGCAGAUAAAACAGUGAUAAAAGUCGCGCGGCGACUGGGGAAAUGCAGUCGAAGGCCUGCUAAACCGCGCAGCAUUCGCUGCUCAGUGGCAGCGGACUCAGAAAGUGUUUUCCACCCCGCCCAACCACUUGUUGUUUUUGGACUCUGCCCGCCCCAUAUAACACCAUUAAUUAUCCAUAUACUCUCGAACGAUUUCGCAUCUGAUGUCCCGGGGAAUCGGAGCAAUCAGGGCGGUACACUCAUAUCUCAACAGGGGUCUCCAGUUCGUCGUCACUCAGCUGUCAUUAUAUAUUAUCAUAUUCUCAUUUCGGAACCUGGAAUCGUCGCAACUCUAUCAAUCUCAAUCGAAACAAAUAUUAAAUAUCAUAUUUAACAACCAGCACUAGACCAUAUCUCAAAUCAAGUCGCAAACAAAUCGGUUUAGUUUAUUGCCGCCUUCGAGUGCCUAGUAGCUGAAGCAUCGACAUUCCACAAUGACGGGGCAGAGCAAGCUGAUCAAUCCCCUGUGCAUAACCUGCAAGGAGUUCCAGCACCCAUGGACGGACCACUGCGUCAACGCCACCGCCGGGAUCUUGCUUUCGGCCACGCCGUACUGCCUGCGGGUCUACACAGUGGUGUACGCCCUGUCCCUGCUGAUGCGCCACCGCAUUCCUAGUCGUGAGGAUUUGCGCAGGACUCUUCUGGGCAUCAUCCAAUCGACAGCUUUCCUGGUGACCAAUGCCUACACCUUCAUCCUAUACAACUGCGCACUGCGGCAUAUCUUGGGCAGCUAUCACUUCUCGACGGUGGCCUUUGUGCCCUGCUUUUUCGCCUCGUUCUCGGCCAUUCUGGUAGAGCGACCUGCCCGACGACCACUGCUUACUCUUUAUGUGGCCAACGUGGCCACGGAAACGCUGUGGAAGAUGGCGGAGUCAAGAGGCUGGGUGAGCUCCGUACCAAAUGGACAGACACUCAUCUUUGGUCUGAGCAUGGCGGCCCUACUUUAUCUAUAUCGUAUUGGCACUACGAAGGAUUCCAUCUUCAACAUCCUGCGCAUCUUCGUGGGCAAGGAGGAGGCGGGCCCGGUGGCCAAGUCCGGUCCUGCAGUGCCCGGCGAGCAGCCAGCCCCGUCUCGCCGUCGUCCCGCCGUCAGCUUCUCCAAUGUCUCCGACUUUGUACGCGUCUACAGCAACCUCAUCCACGCCAAGCAUGAUAGCUGCCGGCACCAGCAAAGCUGCAUCGGCUACUCUCUGAUCGGGGGAAUUAAACCCUUCGUGGGCGGAGUGGGUCUUCAGGUGGCCCUCAAAGUGGUUAUGAACCUCAAGCGGAUCACUGCUGGAAAGAUGCCGUGGAAGAAGCUGGUCUUCAAUCGCGGCACUCUGCAACUGGGCAUAUUCAUGGGCAGCUUUUCCUUCCUCUAUAAGUCGGUGUCCUGCCUGCUUCGGCACAGUUUCAACCGAGAUGAUGCUAGAUUUGCUAUUCCCGCCUCAUUAAUUGCCUCUGUGUCCUUUACUCAAUAUCCGGAUAACACUGUGGCCUUGUAUGUCAUGUGGAAGGCUUUGCAGAUCCUUUGCACCAAGGGACAGGAGCGAGGAAUUCUGCCGCACAUCCCCAACUUCAUGCUGUUCCUGUACUCCUUCUUCACGGCUGUGCUUUUCCAUGCUGGAAUCCUGGAGCCCAAGAGCCUGCGCCCCAGUUACUAUAAGUUUCUGCAGGCCAUCUCGGGCGAUCGACUAAGCAAGUUUAAUCUGAGCGCCUUUGAUGUAUUCGGCCUGAGCAGUCAGCAACAGGCGUUGGACACCAUUAAAGCAUUAAACAUCGUAGAGAAGUCCUCGCUGCCCGCCUACUCACUCGUCUCUUGAGCCGGUAGUAUAAAAUUCUACUAGAUAAUCAACCAGACUUCGAUAGAGGCCCAUUGUAUCUCCAUAUAUCCGCAAUUCAAAGCGAUCUGUAUAUACGUCAAGAGUCUCCCGCGCUCAAAGAGCGCCCAAUGAUUACUAAUUUAAGCUAGUAUGGGUGAAUUGUAAAUUAUGUUGACCUUUUUUAAUUCUUGGUAUCAAUAAAUCAUCAAAAACAUACAACCAAAAGUUUUUAAAAAAU